AUGACCCCCUCUUCAAACUCAUCCCAAUCGGGCGAACCGAGUGGCACGGCUUCCACUCUUCCACCAUCAACCAAUGGUUUCCUCGGCGAUCCGCUGAAGAAUGAUAGCCCGGGAAUUCUCAAGAAUCGAAACACCUCCAAUGAGUCGCCUCUACAAAAUGGGAUCCCGAAAAACACGGAUUCGCCUAGAUCCAACAAUUCGACACCAGGCUCUGGGCAAAGAGUGAGAAUCUCGGACUCAAUCUCGCAGAUUCCACCUCGACGACGUUUUGAUGACGACAAUUUGAUCUUUGACUUCUCAUUGGUCCCUUUUGGGACUAAAGAACCGAUUCUUGAAGAAGUCGAAACAUCGGAAGUGUCUCAAAGUGUUGCUUCAUCGCUAGUGAUACCAAAAUCGAAGUCAAUCGAGCCGAUUAUAACCCCAAAUUCGAAGAACAUUCACAAUUUAUAUAUACGGACCGACGAUUUGUGGCUUGAUUUGGAUGAGGAAGAUCUCGAUUGUUUCGCCGAUAAUGCGUCCCCGAUUUCGCCGACUAGCAUAAUAAAGCCAGCAAUCGCCUUGGCUCCACCACCAAAAAGUGCUCCACCAUGUCCAUCAUCAGCGGUUCAAGUGAUUCAAGUUGGUGGAAAGCAAAUUGCGAAUGGACAAAUGACACCGGUGUCGAUGAGCAAUGGAGGAACGCCAACAAUUCUCAGAGAUGAUUUGUUGAGACCGACCGAUUUGGAAGCGAUGCGACGCCAGGUAGUCGCAAAUGGUGAGGCUCGUCUCCAGCAAUCACUCUCGACUCCAUGUCAAAAUGAUGGCUUGCAAAGCCCGCGAAAAGAUGCCGAAUAUCGGCGCUUCAAAUCCGAGGGCAGUGCUGGAGGGCCAUUGCAUCCAAGUGGAGGCCCAGAAAUGGAUGUGCCGUUGACCGAUGAUCUAUCACCGAUCGCCGAUCCAAGAAGUUCACCACCACAUCGUCUCAAUCUUUUUCAACAAGACUCGGUGGUGAAUGGACCGCUUACAAAGCACUCACACACUGAACAGGUAAUGAUGAUGCACACGUUGAAGACAAAACUCAGCAAAUAUCAAUCCUUUAUCGAUAAAGCUUUUCAAUUGAUCGCUCAAAACACAGAGGAUCAAAUUAUUGAGGGUUGCAACAUUGUCGCUAAAGUGAUGAUCAAAGCUUGGACUUUUCCAAAGGUGUCUCACGAUUUGUCGUAUGCUCUUUGUGACUAUUUGAGAGAUCAAAAAUAUUUCGAGAUUCUGCUUCAAUUUUUCAUCAAUCCGACCACAUCGGAGACUGUUCGUUUGACGUGCGGACGUGUUCUUGAAGAGUGCAUGUCAACCAACAACAGAGACUAUAUUGUGACAAAAAAUUUGUUGAAAAAAUUGGUGAGUACCGCCGAGAAGCUCAACAAAAACCCCGAUCAACAACGGAUCAGUCUAAGCAUUAUGGAAAGCCUCUUCAAGCACAGCACUCAAACGUCUUACAGAUUGAUCGAAUACGGCGUACUAGAUCAUAUCAUUUUAACGUGCAAGCGCUCGACGGAUACCCCAAGAACAUUGAGACACGCAGCUUUGGCUUUAGCGAACCUUGCACUUUACAGUUGCUCUGAAGGAAAGAAGAAAAUCAUGCAGAAAAAGGUACCCGAAUGGCUGUUUCUUUUAGCUUCACAACCAGAUGAUCUCACAAGAUAUUAUGCUUGUUUAGCGAUUUGUGUCUUUGGAAGCUCAAAGGAAAUGGAAACGGCUGUGAACAAAUCGGGAACUCUGGGUCUUGUCGAGCCAUUCCUUCUCUCGCAUAGUGCCACUCAAUUCGCCGGUGAUCACUACAAGUACAGUCAAGGACGUCCGAAAGAAUGGCUUGUCAGAUUGUUGCCGUUAUUGCAAUUCAAAAUCAAUCAAUGUCGAGAAGCUCGAUCAAUGGCUGCUUUUCAUCUCACAAUGGAGGCGACGAUCAAGAAAGAUCAGAAUAAACUCGACGUUUUUCAGACUCUU
Molecule: messenger RNA, 1980 nt
Organism: Mesorhabditis belari
Lineage: Eukaryota; Metazoa; Nematoda; Chromadorea; Rhabditida; Rhabditidae
Source: the annotation of a GenBank genome assembly